Messenger RNA from Heterostelium album PN500, 687 nucleotides. RefSeq lists its product as uncharacterized. The record is from RefSeq and is a predicted model, not a curated record. The coding region runs from base 1 to 687 and encodes 228 amino acids. NCBI's taxonomy places the organism in Eukaryota, Evosea, Eumycetozoa, Acytosteliales, Acytosteliaceae. Gene Ontology annotation, molecular function: GTP binding; GTPase activity. The transcript is spliced from 3 exons.
AUGUCGACUAAAAAUGGAAAUGACAGUGUUGGUAAUACUGGUAUGAGUUUCGGAAUGCCCUCUGGAUUAGGUUGUGAUCUACUCUUAAAGAGGAUUAUUCUCUAUUCCGUUGACAUUGAUGGUAGUAGUAGUAGUAGUAGCAGUAGCAGUGGCAGUAGCAGUAUCAGUAGUAGUAGCAGUAUCAGUAGUAGUAGUAGUAGUAGUAGUAGUAGUAGUAGUAGUAGUAGUAGUAGUAGUAGACAAGACGUCAUUGUAAAUCUAAACAUUUGGGAUGCUAGCACUCAUAUGAGUUAUCGAAGUACCGUAAACACAUUUCUCGCCAACUCUGAUGGAUUCUAUUUACUCUACAAUAUAGAUGACCCGCCUUCAAUCAAAAAGGUAUUCGAUAUCGUUAAAUCUAUCAGAGAUAUCAAUAAAACAACAAAACAACAACAGCCACAACAAAUAAUUAAACCUUUACCACCAAUCAUAGUAGUUGGCAAUGACCUAUCAGAGAUUAACUCUGACAGUCACAGACAUUUUGAAGAAAACUACAACAUUGUAGAGAGACUAUGCCAAUCUGAACAGAUCGAUGAUCAUAUGAUGAUAUCAACAACACACAAUAUAAACAUAGAGCAAUCAUUCUAUAAAUUAGCUAUGAAAUCAUAUCAAUAUAAACAAAAAAUGAAUGAUUUAACACUCACCUAA